AAGUGCUUGCUCUUUUCUCUCUCGGGUGCUGCGGCCGAGAAGUUCAGUAUCUCGGUAAGAGGCGUUUUGAGAUCCGGUGCCAUCGGCGGUAAAGCUAGAUUUGGGGAGCCGGUAACCGUCGCCAGAAGCCGUCGCCAUGCCUCGCAAAAUUGAAGAGAUCAAAGAUUUUCUAUUGACAGCCAGAAGGAAGGAUGCAAAAUCCGUCAAGAUCAAGAAGAACAAAGAUAACGUGAAGUUCAAGGUCCGUUGCAGCCGGUAUCUGUAUACGCUGGUCAUCACAGACAAGGAAAAGGCUGAAAAACUGAAGCAGUCUCUUCCACCAGGUUUGGCUGUGAAAGAGCUGAAAUGAACCAGUCAUGCUUGAAAUCUUGGCCGUGGAUUGUAAUAAAGGACUGAACUGUU
Molecule: messenger RNA, 402 nt
Organism: Zootoca vivipara (common lizard)
Lineage: Eukaryota; Metazoa; Chordata; Lepidosauria; Squamata; Lacertidae
Gene: RPL38
Product: ribosomal protein L38
Biological process (GO): protein-RNA complex assembly; translation
Cellular component (GO): ribosome; cytosolic large ribosomal subunit
Molecular function (GO): structural constituent of ribosome
Source: RefSeq, a predicted model, not a curated record